Molecule: messenger RNA, 3707 nt
Organism: Nanorana parkeri
Lineage: Eukaryota; Metazoa; Chordata; Amphibia; Anura; Dicroglossidae
Product: dystrophin-like
Exons: 23
Coding region: 49-2832 (927 amino acids)
Biological process (GO): synaptic signaling
Cellular component (GO): plasma membrane
Molecular function (GO): zinc ion binding; protein binding
Source: RefSeq, a predicted model, not a curated record
GAUGACCACACAGAAGUAUUUCAUUCUUUGGAUGAAAAUGGUCAGAAAAUGCUUAAAUCACUAGAAGGAUCUGAAGAUGGAGCCCUUCUGCACAGGCGGCUGGAAAGCAUGAAUAUCAGAUGGAAUGAGCUCAGGAAAAAAUCCCUUAACAUCAGGUCUCAUUUAGAAGCCAGCACAGAGCACUGGAAGCGAUUACACAUCUCUCUGCAGGAGCUUCUUGCAUGGUUGCAGCUAAAGAAUGAAGAGCUAAAGCAGCAGGAGCCCGUUGGUGGGGAUGUUCCUAAAGUGCAAAGCCAGAUUGACACGCAUCGGGCCUUCAAAAGGGAGUUAAAAGCCAAGGAACCUGUUAUCAUGAGUGCACUUGAUACUGUGCGAAUAUUCCUCACAGAUCACCCUUUCGAAGGACUAGAGAAUCUGUACCAAGAGCCAAGAGACCAUCACUCUGAAGAGCCGUCCAAGAAUGUCAGCAGGAUCCUGCAGAAGCAGGUCGAUGAUGUAAGGACUGAGUGGGACAGGUUGAAUAUGCGCUCAGUUGAGUGGCAUAAAAAAUUAGAAGAUGCACUUGAAAGACUGCAGGAACUCCAAGAUGCAAUGGAUGAACUGGACCAUAAACUGCAUCAAGCAGAGGCCAUGAAAGGAUCCUGGCAGCCAGUGGGAGAUUUGCUGAUUGACUCUCUUCAAGAUCACAUAGGAAAAAUCAAGACCUUCCGAGCAGAAAUAGCACCAAUUAAGGAUAAUGUAAACCAAGUAAAUGAUCUUGCACACCAGUUCACUGCAACGAAUAUACAGCUUUCUCCAUAUAACCUUAGUCGCCUGGAAGAGUUGAACACAAGGUGGAAACUCCUGCAGGUGUCCAUUGAUGAGCGCAUCAGACAAUUACAUGAAGCCCAUAGGGAUUUUGGCCCCACGUCUCAGCACUUCCUUUCCACUUCUGUCCAGGGUCCAUGGGAGAGGGCAAUUUCACCAAAUAAAGUGCCAUACUACAUAAACCAUGAGUCGCAAACAACCUGCUGGGAUCAUCCCAAAAUGACAGAGCUUUACCAGUCUUUAGCUGAUCUGAAUAAUGUCAGAUUUUCAGCGUACAGAACUGCCAUGAAGCUAAGAAGACUGCAGAAGGCCUUGUGCUUGGAUUUACUAGGCUUGUCUGCAGCCUGUGAUGCCUUGGACCAGCACAACCUCAAGCAGAAUGACCAGCUUAUGGACAUCCUUCAAAUUAUUAACUGCUUAACUACAAUUUACGACCGACUGGAGCAAGAGCACAACAACCUGGUGAACGUCCCUCUUUGUGUGGACAUGUGCCUGAACUGGCUCCUGAAUGUUUAUGACACGGGCCGCACUGGAAGAAUUCGAGUGUUGUCUUUUAAAACUGGUAUUAUUUCCCUAUGUAAAGCACAUUUGGAAGACAAGUACAGAUACCUGUUCAAGCAAGUGGCAAGCUCUACUGGAUUUUGUGACCAGCGGAGACUGGGCCUUCUCCUACAUGAUGCCAUUCAGAUUCCACGGCAGCUGGGUGAAGUGGCUUCCUUCGGUGGAAGUAACAUAGAGCCCAGUGUCAGGAGCUGCUUUCAGUAUGCCAACAAUAAACCAGAGAUUGAGGCAGCCCUGUUUCUGGACUGGAUGAGGUUGGAGCCACAGUCGAUGGUUUGGCUACCGGUGCUUCAUAGAGUCGCUGCUGCUGAAACUGCCAAACAUCAAGCCAAGUGUAAUAUUUGUAAGGAAUGUCCAAUUAUUGGUUUCAGGUAUAGAAGUUUAAAGCACUUUAACUAUGACAUCUGCCAAAGCUGCUUCUUUUCUGGCCGUGUUGCAAAAGGUCACAAAAUGCACUAUCCGAUGGUGGAAUACUGCACUCCCACUACAUCUGGAGAAGAUGUACGUGACUUUGCAAAGGUUUUGAAGAAUAAAUUCAGAACAAAAAGAUACUUUGCCAAGCACCCAAGGAUGGGUUAUCUGCCUGUUCAGACUGUCUUAGAAGGAGACAACAUGGAGACCCCUGCCUCAUCUCCCCAGCUAUCACACGAUGACACUCACUCACGAAUUGAACAUUAUGCUAGCAGGCUAGCUGAAAUGGAAAACAGCAACGGAUCCUACCUAAAUGAUAGCAUUUCCCCUAAUGAAAGCAUAGAUGAUGAGCAUUUACUUAUCCAGCACUACUGCCAAAGCUUGAACCAGGAGUCUCCUCUAAGCCAGCCCCGAAGCCCUGCCCAGAUCCUGAUCUCCUUAGAAAGUGAAGAACGAGGGGAGCUUGAGAGGAUUCUUGCCGACUUGGAAGAAGAGAAUAGGAAUUUGCAGUCUGAAUAUGACCGAUUGAAGGAACAGCACGAUCACAAGGGAUUGUCCCCACUGCCCUCCCCUCCAGAAAUGAUGCCAGCCUCCCCGCAAAGCCCACGUGAUGCAGAACUUAUCGCAGAAGCCAAACUUCUACGCCAGCACAAAGGACGACUAGAAGCUAGAAUGCAAAUACUAGAAGAUCACAACAAGCAAUUGGAGUCGCAGCUGCAUCGGCUCAGACAAUUGCUGGAACAGACCGAGGCAAAGGUCAAUGGUACAACCUUUUCCUCUCCUACUUCCUCACUACAGAGAUCAGAGAGUAACCAGCCUAUGUUGCUUCGCGUGGUUGGCAGCCAAACAUCUGAAACUAUGGGAGAGGAAGAUCUUCUCAGUCCUCCUCAUGAUACAAGCACAGGACUAGAGGAAGUCAUGGAGCAGCUUAACAACUCCUUCCCCACUGCAAGAGGAAACCAUGUAGGAAAUCUCUUUCACAUGGCUGAUGAUUUGGGAAGAGCGAUGGAAACUUUAGUCACGGUCAUGACUGACGACGAGGUGUUAGAGUAACAACUCCCUACGCACCGCAUGUGUUUUUUAUAUAACUAUCUUCGUACAACAAAAAAGGGGAUUAGACUGUAAGAGUUUACAAGCAAAUAUCUAUAUUUUUGUGAAGGGUAGUGGUACUAUACUGUAGAUUUCAGUAGUUUCUUAAGUCUGUUAUUGUUUUGGUAACAAUGGCAGGUUUUAAAUGUCUAUGCAAUUGUACAAAAACCAAUAGGAAAAAUACAUGUAAAAUCUUGAUAGCUUAAAAAAAAAUCUUGCCAUUUCUUUUUACAGAGGGCAAUUUUGGGUUGUUUAAAAAAAUUUAUAUCAGUUAUAAAGAAAGAUUGUAAACUAAAGUGUGCUUUAUAAAAAAAAUAAUUUGUUUAUAAAAAAAAUCCUUUUGAAAAAAGGAAAAAAAACAGUGCAUUGUUUAGAAUUGCCAUGGCUUUGUAACUGUAUAUCAACAAUAUUCAUAUUAAGUGUCAUUUUUUUUUCCUUGUGUAUCAAAGAACAUCAGUUAUAGCACCAAAUAUGACAUGGACUUUGUGUUUCACAGACACACUUGUUAAUUGAUGAACAAUGGAACUUUGGCAAAAGUUUUUUUUUUUUCAUUGACACAAGAUACAUCUAGACCAGCGAUGGGAAGCCUGAGCUAGAGUAUUUUUCAUUUUAUGGGAACAGCUUCACAGACGGAACUAACAAUUCAUGGUUACUAAUGUAAUGUACUUUUAUAAGAGCCCACUCUAACACAAUAGUAUUGUUUAAGCUUGUAUCUCACAGCUUACUGUGAACACUAUUGAGCCCUAUGGGCAAGGUUUCUUAUUUUUUUCAUACUAUGUAUAAGACCUCUUUAUUUUAGAGCAAGUGUACCAGUAUCCAGUUAGCAAUCGACAAUUUUA